This is a messenger RNA of Penicillium brevicompactum, 804 nucleotides long. RefSeq names its product pyridoxal 5'-phosphate synthase glutaminase subunit PdxT. The record is from RefSeq and is a predicted model, not a curated record. Gene Ontology annotation, biological process: pyridoxine metabolic process; pyridoxal 5'-phosphate biosynthetic process. The coding region runs from base 1 to 804 and encodes 267 amino acids. NCBI's taxonomy places the organism in Eukaryota, Fungi, Ascomycota, Eurotiomycetes, Eurotiales, Aspergillaceae. Gene Ontology annotation, cellular component: cytosol; glutaminase complex. The transcript has 2 exons. Gene Ontology annotation, molecular function: glutaminase activity.
AUGACUAUCACCAUUGGAGUUCUCGCACUACAGGGUGCUUUCUUUGAGCAUAUACAGCUACUGAAAAAGGCCACGGCGCAAGCUUCCCCGUCGGAUUGGCAUUUCAUCGAAGUACGAACGCCACAAGAGCUGGCAGCAUGCGACGGCCUUGUUUUGCCCGGAGGAGAGAGUACUACCAUGUCUUUGGUUGCAGCGAGAUCCAAUUUGCUUGAGCCAUUGCGCGAAUUCGUGAAAGUGGAUCGCAAACCAACGUGGGGUACUUGCGCUGGCCUGAUCUUGCUAGCCGAGUCCGCCAACAAGACCAAGAAGGGUGGACAGGAGUUGAUUGGAGGUCUCGACGUGCGAGUGAACCGCAACCACUUUGGCCGACAGACUGAGAGCUUCCAAGGCCCAUUGGAUCUGCCUUUCUUGGGUGCAGAUGCCGCUCCUUUCCCAUCCGUGUUUAUUCGAGCUCCGAUUGUUGAAAAGAUUCUGCCGCACCAUGAGGGUGUGCAAACAGAAGAAAUCAAGCAAGAAGAUGUCAUUGUGGCACCAUCUCGACAGGUGCGAGAUUCAGUGGCGCAAGCAGCAACAGCAGACGAAGUCGAAGUACUGGCCACAUUAGUUGGACCCGCAGCUCGUUCAGCCACAGAAGGUCAGGACGGCGAUCCUGAUAAGGAGGUUGGAGAUAUCGUGGCAGUGCGACAAGGCAACGUCUUUGGUACCAGCUUCCACCCAGAACUGACAGGCGACGCAAGAAUUCAUGCUUGGUGGCUUCAGCAGGUGCAAGCAGCUGUGCUCAAGCGGAACAAGUUGAAGCAAUAG